Messenger RNA from Argiope bruennichi, 462 nucleotides. RefSeq lists its product as uncharacterized. The coding region runs from base 1 to 462 and encodes 153 amino acids. Gene Ontology annotation, molecular function: nucleic acid binding. The record is from RefSeq and is a predicted model, not a curated record. The transcript has a single exon. Lineage: Eukaryota; Metazoa; Arthropoda; Arachnida; Araneae; Araneidae.
AUGAAGAGCGUUCCUGAGAGCCGGUACAGAUUUUUGUUGACCCUUUCUGAUCACUCCUCGACGUGGACGAGGUUUAAGACCCAUGAAGAUGUGCGCCUGCAUCUUCGUUUGUUUCUCACAAAGGCGGUUCACCUGGAGCUCGUCAGUGAUCUGAGUACUGAUGCGUUUCUUGCAUCUUUCAAGCGCUUCGUUGGACGCAGAGGGAAACCCGCCGAGAUAUUCAGCGAUUGGGCGAUUAAUUUCGUCGAGGCUAAACAUGUGCUGAAACUGUGGAGUUCGGAGGCAAUUGGGCGGUAUUUCGCCAACGAAGGUGUUGUCUGGAGAACAAAUGUUCCAUCGGCACCAUAUUUCGGAAGACUCUGGGAGGCAUCUGUGAAAUCUAUGAAGUAUUAUUUGAAACGAGUAAUAGGAUGUCAAAUCCUGAAUAAUGAAGUAUUUUCAACUGUUCUAGUGGAUACCUAG